Molecule: messenger RNA, 1003 nt
Organism: Effrenium voratum
Lineage: Eukaryota; Dinophyceae; Suessiales; Symbiodiniaceae
Source: the annotation of a GenBank genome assembly
CAAGAUCCUCUCAUCAGCUUUUGACGCCAUGCCGGGAAGGGAUUGGGAUCAUGUGUCUUUCGCCCAAAAGGUGGCCCAGUACAAGGCCAGCAAGGACUACAAGAGCCUGAAGGCGCUCCUGGCUCAGGUGGCUGAGGACAACUACGAGCGCCGGGAAAUCUUCGGGCGCAUCCCACGGACUGUCCCUGUGAGUCAUGACGAGUGCAAGAGGGUCAAGCGCGGCGACUCAGUGCCUGUCAUCUCGUUCUCGAAGAUGGACACGGCGGAGGCGUGUAUGAUGCUGGCCCGCGAGAGGGGCAAUUGGGUGUGCGCCCUGAACUUCGCCAACGGCAAAGAUGUGGGUGGCGGCUACAAGCAUGGCGCCUCAGCGCAGGAAGAGGAUCUUUGCAGGCGUAUGCCAUUGCUCUACUCCUCGCUGAUCAAUGCGCAGAAGAGCGGCCUCUACCCCUUCGGACCUCCCACCUGCAAAUCGCCGGACAAGCCCGAGAAAUUCUGCGAUGUCCUCUACACCUCCAGCUUGGUGAUCGGCCGUGGUGGUUUGGAGGAUGGGUUCAGAAUCCUGGGUCGGGAUGAGCAGGUCACUGUGUCCAUGGUGGCUGCCGCUGCUCCCAACAUCAAGUUCGACAAAGAUGUGAAUGACGAGAAGCUUGUGUACAGGACCAUGGAGACCAUUUUCAUGGCGCCCCAUGUGGCUGAAAAAGGCAUCACCACGCUGGUCCUGGGCGCCUGGGGCUGCGGUGCCUUCGGUGGGGACCCAGUCCAGAUUGCCGGCCUCUUCGUGCAAGCCCUGCUGAAAGAUGGCUUGGGCCAGGGAUACAAGGAGAUUCACUUCGCGAUUCCCCAAUUCAGUCCCGAUGACCAGAACUACGACAUGUUCCGUGAAGUGUUCAAGCGCAGCAUCCCAGAUGUUAAGGACUACGACAGCUGAUGACACUCCGUCUUCGCAUGACGCUAUUAAAUUAUGCGAGCAAUGUCAUCCUCCGGCUGGUCCAGAGGACGGUAC